GAUAAUUCAGUCCCACAGCCAACACUCGGAUUCGGAACCCAGCCAGAAUCCGCGCUCUCACUCUCAGGACAGCCGAGUCACGCAGAAUCUAGUCCAUCCCAGGCCAAGUUAGAAGCCGAGAUACAGGCCAUGAGGGCCGAUCUUCUUGUAGAUCCAACACUGCCCAAUAUCUUACCAACUGACUCCGUUCUUACAAUGAAUACCGAUGUAACAAAUAGUGAAGACAAUUAUAAUGAUGAUUCAGAUAACGAAGAUGAUGACGAUGAAAAUGAUGAAGAUGACGACGAAAGUGACGAAGAUGAUGACGGAAAUGAUGGAGAGGAUGACGAUACAAAUGAUGAAGAUGAUGACGAUACAAAUAACGAAGUUGAUGAUGAUGUAAACAAUGACGAUGAUGACGAUACAAAUGAUGACAAUGAUGACGAUACAAAUAACGAAGUUGAUGAUGAUGUAAACAAUGACGAUGAUGACGAUACAAAUGAUGACGAUGAUGACGAUACAAAUAACGAAGUUGAUGAUGAUGUAAACAAUGACGAUGAUGACGAUACAAAUGAUGACGAUACAAAUGAUGAAGAUGAUGACGAUACAAAUAACGAAGUUGAUGAUGUAAACAAUGACGAUGAUGACGAUACAAAUGAUGACGAUACAAAUGAUGAAGAUGAUGACGAUACAAAUAACGAAGUUGAUGAUGUAAACAAUGACGAUGAUGACGAUACAAAUGAUGACGAUACAAAUGAUGAAGAUGAUGACGAUACAAAUAACGAAGUUGAUGAUGAUGUAAACAAUGACGAUGAUGACGAUACAAAUGAUGAUACUGAUGGCGCAAAUGAUGAAGAUGGCGACGAUGUAGACGACAAUGAUGACAAUGCAGCUGAUGACGUUGAUAACGAGGACAGUUUCAAUACAAAUGAUGAAGAUGAUGAAGACGUCAAUGAUAAUGCCGAUGACUUUAACGGUGACAACGAUGUUGAAGAUGGUGACGAUUUAGCUGAAGACGUAGAUGAUAAUAAUGCAAAUGAUGAGGACGAAAAUGAUGUAACUGAUGAUGAGGAUGAAAAUGAUCAAAACAAUGACGACAUAGAAAACGAAGAUGAUGAUGAUGCAACUGACAAUGGUGAUAUAGAUAACGGUGACGAAGACGAUUCAGACAACAAUCAAUACGACGAUAUCGAAGAAGCUGAUACUGAUGCCGAUAAUGACAAUGAACAUGACGACAAUGAUGGAGAUGGAGAGGAAAUAGAACCUUUUGAUGAUAAAGAUGAAGAGAAUGAAGAGGAUGAAGAGGAGGUUGAAGAUGAUAUCGACGACUCUAUAGAAAAUGACAUUGAUGGCGAAUCAAUGACAGAUGACAGUGCUGAAGAAAACACCGCUUUUGUUGACGAUAGCAUAGACGACAGUAAUUAUGAUGACGGUUUAAUUUCUAUGGAACAAGAGAGCGAAGACGACGAUAAUGAAAAUCAAUCGAAUGAAAUCUCUGUGAACGGUGUCGAAGAUGAAGAUUUACAAUCAAAUGAGUUAAAUGAAUUAGACGACGCGGACGCGGACGCGGACGCGGACGUAGAUGAUGGCACCACAAGUGCGGAAUUAAUACCAGAGGAUACCGACGACAACGAUGAUGACGAUAUAUCAGAGGAUACCGACGACAAUGACGCUGACGAUGAUGAUAUACCAGAGGAUACCGUUGAUGACGACGAUGAUGAUGACGAUGAUGAUAUGCCAGAGGAUACCGUUGAUGACGACGA
Molecule: messenger RNA, 1742 nt
Organism: Pecten maximus
Lineage: Eukaryota; Metazoa; Mollusca; Bivalvia; Pectinida; Pectinidae
Product: serine-aspartate repeat-containing protein F-like
Source: RefSeq, a predicted model, not a curated record